Molecule: messenger RNA, 954 nt
Organism: Grosmannia clavigera kw1407
Lineage: Eukaryota; Fungi; Ascomycota; Sordariomycetes; Ophiostomatales; Ophiostomataceae
Exons: 1
Coding region: 1-954 (317 amino acids)
Source: RefSeq, a predicted model, not a curated record
AUGGCGUCGUUUGACUGUACUUCCUCACCUAUCCUGACCAUGACACCUCAAUCCGCGCAUCAAGGUUCCUUGGACCGGCGCUUCUUCCCCCACCCAUCUGCAUCAUUUGGUCUCCCUUCAUCGUGGACACAAGGCCUCGGACAGGCUUUUGCGCCUCCUCCGCGCGGUCGCAAGCGGUCCAGAGACGAAGCUGCAGUCAACCUCGACUCCCCCGAGAAGGUGCCACCGCCGGCCGAGACUGUCAAAGACGACGAAGACGAGUGGGAGUACGGCCCUGGCAUGAUCCUCAUCAAAAAGAGCAGCGGUUACGUGCACGACGCCAGCACUCAGUCAGGCACUUGGCUGGAAGAGAGCGCAGCAGCUUUGGAAGCGCAGCGGCAAGAAGACGCCCUUCUCGCACAGCGGCGCCAAGCGCAAGAUCGGCCAUCUCUGCGCAGCCAUAAGUCGUCGCGCAUCGAUCUCUCUGCCCGAGCAUCGGCGCAAGCUGGCAGCUCUCGGACGAGCCUAGGGCACGACCUCUCGGACGCGUCGUCCAAGACGCCCAGCGGGGCUGGGUCGCAACCGAUCAUCGACGACUUCACACUUCAUCUCGGCAUUGGAUGGAGUCGGCUGAGCGAGGACGAGCACAUCCAGGCUGCGGCGCGUGGCUGGGCACGGUACAUUGAGAAGCACUAUCCGGUGACCGAGCCCAAGAUUCUUCUCGAGAGCAAGGGGCUGGAGUCAUACCUGGUCGAAGCACGUGAAGGUUUUUUCCUCUUCGGGAUCGACCUGCACCAGGGCCGGCUUGUCAGCAGCGACGCGCAGCGCACUCUCGCCAACCUCAAGUGCAAUCCGCCCGUCUUCGACGGCGAGCAUGUGAUUACUGCUGCCGGCACGCCACGGGCUACAGGGAUGGGGCUUGAGCAAAGCGGUGCCGCACAGGCAUCGGCCGACUUGGACAUGGACAUGAAUUAA